Messenger RNA from Porites evermanni, 12607 nucleotides. NCBI's taxonomy places the organism in Eukaryota, Metazoa, Cnidaria, Anthozoa, Scleractinia, Poritidae. The record is from the annotation of a GenBank genome assembly.
AUGACUUGCGUUAACAUGGGAGGAACAAGUCUUGCUCGAGCGAUGAGAUUAGUUCUUGGAAUCUUAAUCGUAUUGGAGUACUGCAUUUGUCACAGGUAAGUUCUAAACAACUCCUUUGUGUUGCUGUUUUCUUUGAGUGUAAAAGUGAUCAUCCAUUUACAUCGUUCACAUCGUCGAAAACGUUAGCGUUGCUUCAUUCAUUUAAAAAUGUGCUUGAUGAAGAAGAACACUGAGCGUUGUGGGGAGGUUACAUUUAUUGGCGAUUAUUGGUGUAAAUGAACACCAAUUUUGAGAAAGAGGGUAAAUAGAUUAAAAUAUGUCAAUAAAAUAGAACGUUCUCAGAACAAAUUAAAAAUGUUAUCAAAACAAAUUAAAAAACGUUUUGCGAGUACAUCAGAUGCACGUCGUGCAAAUGGCCUUCCUAAAGAGGUUUUUUGGCAGUUGCUUCGGGACAUGUGUCGGGAUGCAAGCUAGAGACCGUUGCUUGCGAUUGCAGAAAGGUGGUCGUCUUGAGUCUUGAGGCAUCGGUGACUGCAUGGGCUCCGCCAGCACGUGAAAAAGCUGAUGAAGAGCUAGUAAUGACUGUUGGUUUAUAUUUUUGGGUCUCUACUUUUCUCCGAGAGAUUUUUCUCCGGUUUUCCGGUACUCCGGUUUUCCCCUCUUCUCAAAAACCGAAAUUUUCAAAUUCCAAUUCCAUCUGAAACGCACGAACAUUUCUAAAACGAGUUCUUAAGGCCGCGGGGCACACCUAUCUAUGAAUAAAUUCAUAAGGCAAAAUUUUGCUUGUGCUACAUGUUUUAAAACGCUUUUUAAUCUCGGCUGUUCUGGAGGCGAUUUAGAUAAAAUUUUACAGAGACAUUGACGAAUGAAGAAAGUUUAGGAGGGUUGUUUUUCAUCUGGCAGAUCGCGCUUUACGGUAAUGCUUUGAGCCACGGUUGUACCAAAUUGAGAAAUCAUAAUUUUGUGUCCAAGUUUACUGAAAGUCCUUAGAAGACAACACUCGAUGAUUUUAUAAAUAAAUGGUCGCUCUAUACAUGACACACUACAGUCUACCAAGUUUACUCCUCUGCAGUUCCAGGCGUGUAGUUUUGUAUCUGCGCUGAAUUCUUGGAUAUAAAAUUGUCGGAAAAGUCAAAUUUUGAGACUUCCAAAAGGUGUCCCGACUAAAGCACGAGUUCCAAGCAAGAUAUGUCAUUAUGGUAAUUAUGGUUAAUUACAUUCCACGCUUUAAUUUUGUUUAUAAGCUAUAAUGUUUUCAAGUUGUCCCCUCUCAGGGGAUUAUGACCACAAAUUUUGCCCCAAACUGAAAUUUUGUUAAGCCCAGAGAAGGAUAGGUUAUCACAUUUGCACUAUUUUCCCAUCCCCAGGGUCGGGAAUUUGACCAAAAUACAGAUGUGCUUGACACUCUGACAUUUUCUCAUCGAGCAGCAGCGGGCGGGCACUGAUAUUGACUCACUUUUCCAGUCCCUCGUUUCGGACAUUCUGACACAAAGUUGUCAAAAAAUCAAAUGCCGGCCCUUCCCGCUGCCAAGCCCCCCCCUCCCCCAACCCGCCCCCCCCUCCCCCCCCCCCCCCCCCCUCCGCCCCCAAUUAUCGAUAACUGCAGGUGUUUUUUGCAUAUCGUGAAAUUCUAGAUUCUAGAAUAAAGGGUGGUUACCACUAACAAAAACCACCCAGGUGGAAAUCUUAUGCAUAAAUUAAACACAAAGCUAUAAAAUUUGACUUAGUGGCCAGAAUGACGCGUUACAAUGUAUACCCAAGGGUGAACUUAAUAAAUUUUACAAGUGUAGUUUACAAUUGUAGCCAUUGUUUCAAACUCUGAAAACAAUAGCUACACUUGUAAAUUACACCUGUAAAAGUUUUAUUAAAUUGACCCCAGAUCAGCUUAACUGACUACAACAAAGAUAACCGUAUUACAAAGUAUUAAAGAUUGUACCCGAGAAGUGUGGAACUUGGGGACUGUCAGACAGAUGUCCUAAGCCUUAAGGAUCGAGAAGCCAGUUAAUGGCAAGCAAGCCAUAACAUGGCAAAUCAAUAAAUCAAUAAAUUCUUUUAUGUGCCCGUGUACACAGAUUUAAAAAAAAACGGUUAAGACGCAUUUUAAACUUUUUCGACGGGCAGAGAGAAGUAAAAAUUAAAAUUAAUUUUUAAUAAAUCAAUUAAUAGAUCGAGUCAUUCUUUGAGUAACCAUAAAUAAGUUAGCUUUAGCAACGACGGCGUCGGGUAAGAAGAGACAUGUUUAUUAAGAAAAACAACAGCUCUGCAAGUGCAUCACAGCUUUUUGGUACAUUUCCUUGCCGUCGCAUCGCAGCACGACUACGACGCGUGAAAUUUCCUCAAAAGAGACGAGGAUUUUUUUCUGUUUCAUAAAUUGGGUGUGGUCUCCGUGAAUUAUGAAUUCAACUCCAUGGAAAAUUACCAACAUUUGGCAUUUGAGUCGGAAUGAUCACGGCAAAGAUGAAAAAACGGAAAUUCAUUCACAACGGUGACGUCUUAGCUGCCUUCGCUGGCGUUGUUCGCAUGAGGAAGCUUUAGCAAAAACACUGGCGAAGGCAAUGAAGACUUUAAAAAAGCGAUCACCAUGGUGAUGGGUUUGUUACGCAAAACAACAACUUUGCACGUGCAUUGCACUUUUUUUGUACAUUUCUUUUCCGUCCCUGAACGACUACGACGUGAAAAUGCCUAAUUUCACGCUUUCAUGGAGGACUUAGGGCCUGUUUACAUGGAGUGGGGGACCCCGGUCAAGUGGGGUUGGUUUCUUUUGUUUUCACGCUCUGGGGGACACAAAACAAAAGAAACUUACCCCACUAGACCGGGGCCCCCCACUCCAUGUAAACAGGGUCUAAAACAAGCGACGAAGAAUUUUUCCUUCUCUUUCUAAACUUAAGCGCGGUCCCCAAGAAAUCAAAGCCUACAUUUGGCAUUUUCAGCGAACUGGAAUAUGCGCGUUAAUGUUUGAAAAAAUGCGAACUCAUUUUAAAAGUGACAUUUUCGCUGCCGUCCCCGUUGUCGAUGAUAAAGCUCCCAUUUAGAUCAGGCAGCAAGAGUGAUAUGUUGCACUUUUAGAGUCACUUCGAUUUAUCGUUAUGAACACUUCGGUAUGCAAAUAAAUUAAUCUUAAUAUUGUUGAUUGUCAUUCUACAUUUCAGCAAAACAGAUUUUUUACAGGAUCAGAAGUUAAGCGAGGGACUGAAAGAUCUUCUUCGUGGAUAUGAUUCUCGAAUUAGGCCAAACUACUCAGGUAUAAGGUAGUACAUAAUUAUACACUUGACUACGAGAUCCACGCUGGUUUUGUUCGUUUGUUACAUUUUUUUUUUUCACAUUUUUUUGUGGGAAGUUUAUAAAGCUAAACUGAAAUAAAUAAAUAUACCAAGAACAACUUAAUGAAUGCCACAUCAACACAACAAAAAACAUUAUAUUUUCCCUCGGAUAUAAAGUUAAUGGAAAAAACUUUUUAUCUAUCCGGAAGUAAUUUUUAUCAAAAUUCGAUGUUUAGCUAUUUAACUCUAGUUUGGAAAGACUGAGAGCGUAGUAAUAUACUGUUUUUUCCCCUUUUUCUUUUCUUUCUAAAGGAAAUCCAGUUGAAAUCCUAGUUGGUAUUUCGGUUGCAUCGUUUUCCAACAUCAAGGAAGUGGAUAUGGUAAUACAUUAUUAUCGCUUUCAUUUCUUGUGGUUAUCGUCAUUAGGGCCAUUAAUACGAGGAAAAAUAAGACGCGUCUUAAAUAAGACGCGAACUUUCCGUAUAAACGGCACAUUUCGUCUAAAAUAAGACGCGGCUUAGAAGAUAAGACAUGCUCGUAUAAAUGGUACAGUUCGCGUCUUAUCUUUCCUCGUAUAAAUGGCCCUAUUGUUCUGUUAAUGUUGACUAAAUUAGACAGUCAAUCGUCCUCUACCUUCUCCUGAUUUCUAGCAUUUUUAUUUCUAUUUCCGUGACGGACCGCGUGUUAAAUACCCCUCCCCCCCUCCCUCGCUCAUUUUUAUCCAGAUCCUUUUGGUCUACAUUGUACCAAUAGAGCCAUAGCAUUAGUAAAAUUGCCAAGGUUCUCAGAGUGAUUUAUGGAGGCUGAAGAUAUUGCUCUGCCAAGUCGCAAAAUUUUCCAGCAGACGUUUGUGAGGUGAGGGCAAAAAUUUGCCCCCCAUCAUACGAACGUUUAUAAUAAAUAAUGAUUUCGCGAAUUUGCUGGGCUAUAGAUCCUUUAGUCGCAUUACUUUUAAAACUGGCAAAUUUACUUAUUUCAUGCCGUUCUUUCCAGCAGUCUCGACAGAUUUCUACUAACUAGUCCUUAUCAAAACUUUAAAAAAAAACUGAGGAAGGGCCAAUUCUCUUCGCCCUGUCUCCCGUCUCCCACCAUGUAAAUUGUUUGAUGGCUGAGAUUUGUAUAAUUUAUCCCAGUUCCUCUGACCGAUUAAAGUUACAAUUUCCCCUAUUACCUGUAUAAGUUUCAUUUUUAAUCGAAAUGAAUUUCAAAUGUGACCAUGCAUCCAAACUGAUGAAAAUUAGCAAAGUUCGAUUGCGUUGGAUUGCGGAAAUUCAUUUACAUGUGAGAGUCGUUUGAGUGGUGUUUGAUAACGUUUGAGCGAUCAAACCUUCGAUUUAGCUCGAGUAAUAAUUACCAUAGGCCAUAGAUUUAUUUUUUAAGGGAAAAUGUCUUCCUCUCAUUCAGGUCCAACAACGGUGAAUAUAGUCUGCGUCUUAAUCUCACCCUGUUUAACGGACUUAACUAGAGUUCAGUUUCGUGUGAAGCGCAGGUUAAGUUGAGUGAUGCUCCAAGCUGGGUGAUAUUAUAACUAAAGCCUGUUAUUUUUAAUUCAUUUUUUAGGAAUUCGGAUUGGACAUUUUUUUUCGGCAGCACUGGAAAGACCACAGGCUUUCUCACAACUUGACUUCCAAGAUAACUCUUACCAUGGGAACUAAACACCCUGCGGAUUAUAUCUGGGUCCCAGACACCGUGUUCGUAGACGCCACCAAGUCAUACAUGCAUAAUGUACUGACAACCAGUCACAAGAUCGAUAUCUCAGCAGACGGACAGGUGCUUUGGGGAACAAGGUUGGUGUGUCUGAUGGGCUCGCUUUAUCCACAGGUCGCCCAAGCUCACUAUGAGAGCCCUUGAGAAACAAUACCCAGCUUAGCUUAUUAAUAAUUCAUACGGUAACAAUUUGACUUUGUACGAGAAAUAUUCUUUGUGCAUUAAAAUUUGCUAUUAGACUUUUAGCAUUUUCCUCUGAAAUUUGUAUGCCUCAGGCCUCUUAAGCACGUUUAAAUGCCUUCUCUUCGCUCAUCUGGGUGAAAAACAGGUGCUCAAAAAAGACAUUUAAACUGUGUCUAAGAGGCCUGAAAUGCUGCAGUCAGCAUAUAUACAAAUAAACACAAGAAAACGCUUAAGAUAAGACUAAAAGUGAAAUUCAAUGCACACUUUGCUUAUUUAUAGAGCAAAGAAUAUUUCUCAUAACACGUCUUAUAAUUUUUGCGGUGAGGACAAUUAAUUUGCUAUGUAGGCUGGUGUUGCUCAUCGCUUGGGCUACGUGUGUUUGGUCACAUAUAUUUAGACUACAUGUGAAUUUGCACUGCCGAAAUCCACCCCUACAACUUGUAGUCUUCGCUUGUGAAGUUCUUUUUAAAUAUUUUGUGAAAUGGUUAUGAAAUUAUUGAGCCCAGAUUUUUGAAUUUCCCGUCAUUUGUUGCCAAAUUCAAAGCCAAUAAGGUUUUUACAUUUUGAUUGUACUCGUCAUGCUGUGUCUAAGUAAUUAUUUCGGUUACAUAUCUAGUUGAAAUUUGAAUUUUACUGUCAAUCUUUGGACCUUAUUUUUCCCACAAAAACUGUUAAAAUCGCCGACAAAAAAAUCGUCAUGCGGGUUGUUCUGCCCACUCUAGUCGGAUAAAAAAAAGAAAAAAAAAGAAAAACCUACUUUCUAAAAAGCUCUUUCAUGCGUUCUGCCGAACCAAACUUGCUUUUUUGUCUAUGUACUGUAUCUUUAAUAGACGGUGCACAGGAUAUAUGGUAAGCACAAAAUAAGUCUUUGUUCACACUGUAUAGCUUUUGCACCGCCAAGAAAUCAUACCGGAUAGAGAUUUUGUUUACACACAAGAUCGGUUGUGGCGGCGCGAUUUCUGUGACAGAGCGAAGCUGCGAUGCACCGAUCUCGAAAGUGGAGCGUGACAUAAUGAAUAGGUUUUGUUCCAUACUCUGGUGCAGUGUGCUCACUUAUUCGGUCCGUUCGUCAGUGAAGACUGGAAUUUAAUGUACCAAGCCCUUUAGGCCAGCCGCGCCGCCACGAUGUUUAAUAGGGAGCUUUAGCAACGACGACGGCGACGGCAACCAGGACGUCAAAAAAGCAAUAGGUUUAUUGCGCAAAACAACAACUUUGCAUCACGCUUUUUUGUACAUUUCUUCACCGUCCUUGCACGAGUACAACGUGAAAAUGCCUAAUUGCAAGCUAAAAGUUUUAUGGAGGACGUAAACAAGCGACGACGAAUCUCUUUUUUCUCUCUAAACUUGAGUGCUCAAGAAAUCAACUCCAGGGAAAUUCGCCUCCACCUGCCAUUUUCAGCAAAUUGGAAUAAACGCGACAAAGAUUGAAAAAAUGGGAAUUAAUUUUAAAACUGACGUUGUCGCUGCCGUUGCCGUCGUCGAUGCUAAAGCUCCCUGAUAUGUGUGAAGGCCAUGUACCGCCCCGGGGCAGUUCCUGUUCAUACUAUAUACCAGAUAGCUUUUUGAGGCGCCAAGAAAAGCUUUCCAUCACGGUGUGAACAUCAUUUUGAGGGUAGGUUGAUAUUAUGGGUUGACUGUGGAGGCCGACAAUGAGAAGGGCGGCCGCUGACCAAAAGGUUCAGCCAUAAUUACGCCUACUAAAUCAGUAUCUAAUUUACAUCACAGAGCAACUCUUCUAGCGAGAUGUCACAUGAAUUUACGUACUUUCCCCAUGGAUGAGCAAAAUUGUACAAUCAACAUUAUUAGCUGUAAGUAAUUUUCAAACAAAGAGAAAUUAAACAUCAGAAAGCUUUUGAGUAAUUUUUACAAAUAUAUAUAACACCAAGGGGUUCUUUUGUUUCUCGCAUUGAGGUGUGGCCGUGGGCUUUGAAAGUAGCUUUGGCCCGAGACCUAUCACCCCUUCCCCCCGCCUAGGGAGCUUAAGCUUAUUCCAUUUCGUUCAAAAAAAUUCGUCAAAUUUUGGCAAAUUUUUCUACUGAUGAAUUCUAAAGCACUCCAUCGAAGUUCAGAAAAAGAAAGUAGUUGUCUUGUUUUCACGUCCUCAACAAAACCGUAGUCAUGCGGUGACGGCAAAGAAAUGAACAAAAAAGUGCAAUGCACGUGCACAGUUGUUGAUUUGCCUAUUGCUUUUUUUAAGUCUUCUAAGUUUUUUUCCCCACUUUUGGUGUGGAGGCAGAAUAGAUAUCAACAAUAGCCGUUUUCACAUUACAGACGGAUAAUCCACGUUCAAAAUCUGUCAAAAUUGAUGGGAAAACAGUUGGAUAAAGUCAGGUGGAUUGUCUAUCCAAAAUUAAGACCGUUCCAUUUUCAAAUUAAGACGUAUUAUCUGUCUCACGCGAAUUAUCCAACAGAUAACCCGUCUCAGGCGGAUAAUCCUAGCCUGAAAUUCAUCCGAUUGCUUCGAGUCGUUUCCUCCUCUCAACAACGACGUUACUGAGGGAGUAAUAACGACUCGAAGUAAUCGGAUGAAAUUCAGGCUAGGAUAAUCCCACUCUAGUGUGAAUACGGUUAAUAGGUGCGUUACACUAGACCUUUUCCUCAAAGCUCUCCUUUGGGAAAUAGCUUGGAUUGGGCUGGCUCUGGGUUUUGAUCACUUUCAUGUUGCUGUUACACAGCGAUAAAUUGCCCAAGACGGAAGAAAAAACCCUUGACGGUAAACGUCGUUUUCAAACAUUGAAGGUUGACAUAAAUCAUUUUUACCCUUUAAUAAAACCUCCACAUCAAUAAAGCUUAGCAAGAGCGAUUCAGCCCUUAAUCAUAACUGUAACAAAAUUCUCAAAUCUGAUUGGUUAUCAACUGCCCUGAUUUCAGUUUAAUAGGACAAUUUAAUACUGUACGUGUCAUGUCGCUCGCACUUAAGUGGCUUUUUUUCUUUACUGCUUGCAAAAAAAAUCUUGGAAUUUCUUAUGUUUUGAUUUUAAAAAAAAGAACCUUAUAUAUCACAAAUUUUGUUAAAGUUAUGAUUAAUUGGUAACAGAACUUCAUGUCGUCAAAUUCGGUCUGAAAUCAUACUCGUGAUUAAACAAAUCUGACUCCCGCCUUAUGGAACCAAGGAGGGUUCAAGUGUAUCAUGUUAAUUAGGCCUUGGCCAAAUGUCGAACUUUUCGUGAGACGAAACAAACUUAGUGAGUUAAGUUCAUGAAAAUUAAGUUCGACGUCUGGAUCAGUUAAGUUCGUUUGAAUAAGUUUUGAUCGUCGAACACGUUCUAUCCGUUUGAAGGUCAUCGCCGAGGCAAACGUCGAUCUUUACAUGCGACGAACUAAACUAAUACAAAAAAAUUUGUAUGAUGGUGUAUAUAUUUAGCCCCGCGCGUUCGAGAGAAAAUCGACGCGUCCUAGAGUUCGACUUCCGACCCAACGGACGAACUUAACUUAAUUUAGGAUGAAACGUUCGACGUUUGGCCGAGGCCUUAUUAUAGCGGAAUUGGCGCUUAUUUGCAAUGAAGGUAAGGGAAAUUAUUGAAAACGUAUAACCAAUGUAAUGUUCUUUGCCGUAGUGCCAGCCUUGCAUUCAGUUUUGUUUCAUUUUACACACUAAGUGACGUCUGGCUACAGCAUCUCUUUAAUUAGAGACCCGAUAAGGGGAACCAGUCAGUUUUAUUUGCGCGUUACGUGGACCUCUGCAUUCAAACAGUUUUUCCAAUGUAAACUCUGUGAUCAGUGGUUGGUUUAUUUGUCAGUAAAAUUAAAAACUCAGGAUGUUCUUUUCAGAUGCGUACCCAACUCAACACCUGGUCUUCAACUGGAAGUCACCUUCAAUCGUAGUACUAGACAAAGAAAUGGCGCAGUUUUACAUGAACGAAAUGAGCAGCGCUGUCGGAAGAACACAGUAUGUCGCAGGUGAGUAGAUCAGUGUAAGGCUGUAAGUAAAGUAUCUUCACGAUGCAGUAGUUCGAAAUAGUUAUCAUUUGAGUAACGACGGCGCGCUUAUUUUACUCCUUUCCCACCCUCAGUGUUCUGUUGCGUUUUAGGGGUACUUUUAAAGCUAUAUAUACGGAAAAAAAAGAAGUCGAAACGAGGAAUUGAGGUCACUCCUGGAAAUCGAAGUGUUAGGCAUCUGUCAGCCAACUAUGCCAAUCCCAGCUGGGCCUGUCGACCCGAUUGUGCUCAUAAAAUGCUGGAAAGUUACUUGCUGAAAUGUCAAAAAGUUGCUAAAAAAUUGACAAAGAUCCAAACCGUUGCUACCUAAAUUUAAAAGUUGCCUCCUAAAUUUAUCGAUGUUUUUAAAUAUGUACGUUAAUUAAGAGCUGUAUUCUCCUCUCUUCCCAAUAAUUGUUAACAAUGAUCAAUGACAAUAUCUCGAAACUUACCUUUAAGAGUUGUUCGAAAAUAUGGGCAUAACCACGGAUAGCCCAAGCUCAAUAUGAGAGCCCUUUUUUCCUUGUUUUCUACAAUUGACCGAAAUGUGCUUUUUUUUUUCCUUUAAAGCUUACGUUUAAGUUGAUACUAAAACCUUAGAAAUUCGCAAAACUUGAAGUUUUCUAUGACAUCGUUGAUUUUUUUUCUUGUUUGCUCUUGACCUAUAUUUUGCACAAAAAUUGCUCAGAAGGCAAAAGUAGCACCAGGUUUCCAGAACCGCAAAAGUUCCUCCCAAUGCCAAAGUUGCUCAAUAGUUGCCGAGCACAAUAGGGAAAGUCCUAAUCCCAGCUCCUUAUAAUGAUCAUCAUCAUCAACAUCAUUAUCAUUUAUUUAAUAGUAUUGUGGGUCUCUUUGAUGAUUUUGUUAUUUUCUGCUUCUUUUUCAGGAGAGUAUUCACUCCUGCAAGCGACAUUCUCAUUCAAACGAAGAAUGGGUUUUUACCUGAUUCAAAUCUACAUACCUUGUAUAGCGGUGGUGCUUGUAGCUUGGAUGUCGCUGUUCAUUGAUAGUCGCGCGACACCCGCUCGUGUGAGCCUAUGCAUUACGACACUUCUCACCAUAUCAACUAUCUGGGGCGCCGUCAAUUCCUCCAUGCCAAGAGUUUCCUACGUGAAAGCCAUUGAUGUUUAUCUGAUGACAUCUUUCUUCUUUGUUCUCUGCACCAUGCUAGAAUAUAUUGGCCUUAUACACCAAGAAAGAGCGAAGGUAUUACUAAGCAAUCUUACGAAAGAGUGUACUUGUUGACUCUGCGACCGUACGAGCAACAACUGAAAUUCACAUCAUGCGCAAUCUCUUGUUCUCAUUUUUUUUUUCUCUCAUUAAUUAAGAAGACAGUAAUUAAAAGAAAAAAGCGACUUGAGUUUUCCGGAUCUUUGAAACGGACAAGCGUCCUUCUUCAGGGUAGACGGGGAAAGUCUUUUUAAUUGAAAUAGUGAAAAUUUGAUACCUUUUUUUGCCCACCUCAGUUUCUAAAGGAAAAUACCUGAAAACGAGUGAGUCACUUGUCCACCGGUGUGCGUCUUAUGAUGCGUGAGCUAGGAACAGACUUGCCGUAGCUUACCUCGCACAGUCAUAUCGCCCGUGAACAAGUCUUUAUAAGCAGACGCAAAAAUGACCAAAAUAACAGAAGCAGCAAGGAAAAAUCAAAAAUUCCGUAAAGGCUUUACUGAAACAAGGAGCUUAUCUGCCAAGACUUUUUGACAAAAAUGGUAGAGAUGGUACGGAAGAGCAAGAGACCAAGUCGCAAAUCAAGCAAACUUAGCAAACGCAACUAACAAGGUAUUUCUCUGCAACUGCCAAACUGAGAGGAUUAUCAACCGAGAAAUGAAAAAUUAAGCAGGAAGCAGUUUUGAGAAAAUAUCCGCCUAAAAACCCUGUAUUCACGAAAUAUGUUCUUUGCCUCUCGCCUUGCAUAACAUCUGAGGAGUUAAACGACGCUCAGUUUUAUAGAUGGCCUUUCUAUAUGAUCUGAGGCGGAAAAGUGCGCCUUUACCGUCCAGUAAAACAAAAAGAUGAAAAAAUUGCUAAAAUUGCCAUUAUUCAUGUAGCUUGUCCUCAGACGUCUUUCUUUUUCUUUGUUUUUGUUGUUGGUUGUUUGUUUUUUUCCGUUUUUUUUUUUUGGACAAUUUGACAGCGCGCAAGAGCGAGCGCAGUGCGCGAGAAUGAGUGCGACGCGCGAGAAAAAACACCCAUCCCCCUGCGCUUGAGGUGAACAAAUCCCCCGCGCUUUUUAUUUUUAUAUGCGCGCUCAACGACAUCUAAAAUAUAGGGUCUCUGAACAAGGUAGAAUCCAUGCUCUAUUUGCGAUUUUUUUAACCAGCUUUUUUCCGUUGCCCUUGCAGGCAACAUAUUCUUCGUUACUUUGGCUGUAUUUCCUAAGCUGAGGCUUGUACCGGGCGGCUUUUUUUCCUUUCUCACUUUGCCUGCCUUUUUCUUUCCUAAAUUUUCUACUCUAGUUCAACCUAUUCUUGUUUUCUUCACGUUAAAUGCAGGUGAUGCAGAUCAUGAUCGAUAUCCUUGUUAAAUCCCUCUUUUCUAAAACUUUGUUAUUCUUGCUUUAGUAUAGUGACCACAAUAUUAGACUUUACAGAUUAUAUCCUUCGUUUCACUUUUUUAACUAUUUUUGCUAAAUUAGCGGCAUGUAAAGGAACUUUUUGCCUUUCAUUUUUUAAACCAAAUCUGCAGGUUAUUCUUACUAAAUCUGCAUUGUUUGUUAACAAUAUAUAUCAGUAAUUUUACUUCGAGAUAAAAAGGCUUGUCAUUUUUUCUAUAUUUGUCGGAUGAUAGAUUUGCGGUACGUCAAGGGCCUUCCAUGUCUUUCAUUUUCUUUGCAAAUUUCCAGUUAUUCUUGCUAUUUUGGGGAUUUGGGCAACAUCUAUUUGCAGUUGCCGAUAAAAUUUACUUUUGCAGCAUUUGCUUUCUUUUCAUACUGUUUUUGUUAUUUAUCAGAUUGCUAUAUUUGUGCUUUUUGGUAAUAUGACUUUACAACCAGAAUCCUUGUCAUAACUUUAAUUUUUUUGCUUAUUCUAUUUGUUUUCUUAUAUUUUUGCUACUAACUUCUUCUCUUCUAAAAUUCCUGCAAGAUUUUUCUUUUUAGUCACUUUUUGGUGAAAUUGCUAUCGACAUAGCUUAAGCAAAUGUUUGCUAGGGCUUUCAAUCCCUGUCUCACAAGAAUGUGACAAAGGGUUAUUGGUAUUACAAGUAAAACUGAUUUGUCUGCAUUUUCGUGUUUGUUAUUUUUUUCAUAGAAAGGCUUAUUGCGGAUCAAAGCACCAUUCUUCAGGAAAGUCGACCUCCAUCGAGAAUCAUGCGAUUUGACGAGUGAGUCCAGUCUCCACCAAGGAGGGUUGUGUUCUGUUGAAGAAGGGAAGAGGUCGCAAAUCGAAUUGAAUGACGUAAAAAAGAACGAAGGAUCUUCGGUGCAAGAGAAUGAUAAGAUCGAUUCGACAGGUGUUGACUUUGCGGCAAGGAUAGCAUUUAUGGCUCUCUUCGGAUUAUUCAAUUUAUUUUAUUGGUUUGUUCUAAUUUACUUCAAGUAA